Messenger RNA from Betta splendens (Siamese fighting fish), 2243 nucleotides. RefSeq names its product adhesion G-protein coupled receptor G1-like. Gene Ontology annotation, cellular component: membrane. Gene Ontology annotation, molecular function: G protein-coupled receptor activity. The record is from RefSeq and is a predicted model, not a curated record. The transcript has 12 exons. Lineage: Eukaryota; Metazoa; Chordata; Actinopteri; Anabantiformes; Osphronemidae. The coding region runs from base 197 to 1762 and encodes 521 amino acids. Gene Ontology annotation, biological process: adenylate cyclase-activating G protein-coupled receptor signaling pathway; cell surface receptor signaling pathway.
AUGUAAAAAAAAAAAAGAUAAAACAUUUUUCUUAAAAAUUAGAGAAACUAGUGAACUGCAACUUCGAAAGAAAUCUGUCACUUCCUGUCUACCCUGCACCCCCGCCCGACAUUACCAUGUGAUGCAGAUGUGAAACUCUCUGCUCACGCACAAACACAGGCAGACAACGACAGUGUGUGAGCGACUGUCACAUCAUAUGAGCGUCUGUGGAACAGAAAUGCUGCCUGUUACUCUUCUCCUCAUCGCACUCAUCAGGUUUUCAACAAUCCGAGCUGCCGACCCUGUCUACUGUGAAAAUGUCCCCAAAAUGUGCCGCAAGGGAAAUAUUACCUGGAUCAGGUGCUUUGAGGAGCAAAGCGCAAAUUGCCAACCAAGAAUGCAUGAGGGGUCCAAUUGGGGGAACUCGUCUCAAUCGAUCAAUGUGGAGGAGCCUUCUGGACACCACGUUCACAUUCCAUCAACAGUGUUCAGGAGAGGCAGAGCGCGGAGAAAUGUAAUGGUGGUGGUCACUACCAUCAGCAGCGAGCACUUCAAGCUCGCGCAAAGGAGGUCCUUACGUAAAAUAAACCAGCCUCCUCGUGUGGACGGGUCUGUUAUGAAUAACUUAGUCCUGGCAGUCAAGACAGUCAACUACACUCUCAGAAACCUCGACCAUCCCAUCACGUUAACUUUCAAAAGUAGCAGUCAGGUGAAAAAUGGAACUUGUGUGUUUUGGCAUGAGUCAGACCCAAUCAACGGGACAGGUUAUUGGAGCACAGAGGGCUGUAACACCAGUUACGUGGGAACAGGAUUUCUUUGCAGCUGCAACCACCUGAGCUUCUUUGCAGUUCUUGUGAACCCUUCAAUAAAGCUGGAUAAGCAUAAUGCUACAUACCUUAGCUACUUAAGCUACAUUGGAUCAGCACUUUCCGCCUUCCUCACAAUCAUCACCCUGAUCAUCUAUAUAUGUCUACAGCGCAAGCGGCCGGAGAAGGCCAUCGGUGUGCAUCUGCAGCUAACGGUAGCGCUGCUCUGCCUCCACCUUAGCUUCCUGCUGUGCAGCUUCUGGGUGCGUCUGGAUGAGGACGAGGACAAGGUGUGUCAGGCGUUCGGCCUGUUCUUGCACUGGUCCCUGCUGGCCUCCAUCACCUGGAUGGCCCUGGAGGGAUUCCACCUGUACCUUCUCCUCGUCCGCGUCUUUAACAUCUAUGUCAGGAGAUAUCUGCUCAAACUCAGCCUGGUGGGAUGGGGUUUUCCAACACUGAUUGCCGCAGUCUGUGGAUUUUCAGGCGUUUAUGGCAAAUACAAACUUGGACUGACUGACACCAAUCACAACUUAACAAUGUGCUGGAUGAGCAGCCAGUUCCCGCAGAAGCUUAAUGUCGUCAGCUACAUCACUGUGGUGGGCUUCCCCUCCCUGGUGAUACUGUGUAAUUCCUGCAUGCUUGGAGUUGUUGUGUUUAAGCUCUGGGGGCUGAGAAGAGCCUACGGAGGCUGGAAUAAAACACACAAAGAGAAAGGGACAACGUUAUGGAAGGACUGCGCCACCGUGGUGGGACUCAGCUUUGUGCUGGGCUUGCCCUGGGGUUUAACAGCAACAACCUACGUCUCCCUUGCUGGGAUUUACAUAUUCACUGUAUUAAACUCCCUGCAGGGUGUAUUUAUAUUCCUGUGGUCUGUGGCUCAGACCUGCAAAUCUCGAGAUGACAACAACUCUUCAGUCAAGGACCCUUCCACUCAGAAAAUGAUGAUGACUAGUCUCAAUAACUCAAACACAGCAUAAACACGGCUAAAUCAAGUGUUGUCUAUUGCCUAUAUUAGGUAUUUUCCCGGAUGUGGACACUAGUGCCAGCAGACAGAACCACAUAGGAUGGUCAUUGAUUUUUGUCAAAAACAUAUAACUAGCAGCAUCACCAGCUACAGUGUUGUAGAUUCAUGAAGAUGGAUUCUUAUAAUAAACAUGGUACAAAUAAAAUGCUUGUUGUAAUAAAAACAAACAAAAAAUGAUGGACUUAUUUUAAAGGACAGUAGCAGGACAUGAAAGUGCUGCCAUUCACAUCUGGAGCAGCAGCUGUAGAACCUGAUGGCUCCUGAUUGAUCUGUGCCUCUAGCUUUGAUUCAGACAACAAAGAUUAAUAAUUCUAAUUUAUGCUAGUUACUUAAUUAAUAAAUACAAAUUGAACGUAUGAAAUGUAAUUAUACAUAUAUAGUAUUCUUGAAAACAUAAAUUAAUUUCAUUAAAGAUGGUUUCCGUCACGGACAAA